Messenger RNA from Dioscorea cayenensis subsp. rotundata (Guinea yam), 1928 nucleotides. Its product is annotated as phospho-2-dehydro-3-deoxyheptonate aldolase 2, chloroplastic-like. Gene Ontology annotation, biological process: aromatic amino acid biosynthetic process. The transcript has 5 exons. Gene Ontology annotation, molecular function: 3-deoxy-7-phosphoheptulonate synthase activity. The coding region runs from base 100 to 1701 and encodes 533 amino acids. NCBI's taxonomy places the organism in Eukaryota, Viridiplantae, Streptophyta, Magnoliopsida, Dioscoreales, Dioscoreaceae. The record is from RefSeq and is a predicted model, not a curated record.
CCUCCCCGUCCUUCCACUGGUCCAAGCGCCACCAUUGCCUCGCUCUCGACCCAGCUCUCGCGAGACUUCUCCUCCUCGUUGGCAUUGAAUCAACGAGCAAUGGCCUUGGCUUCUGGUUCCGCUCUCACCUCCAAAUCCUUCUUCUCCUCCCAAUCUCUCUCCGGUGGCGGAGGUCGUGCCGAUCACCUUCUUCCUGCCGUUCUCAACGCAAAGGUACGCCCUGUGGCUCGCCCGAUCUCCGCCGUACAUGCGGCCGAGCCGGCGAAGAACCCUGUGGUCGUUGAGAAGCCAGCGGUGCCGGUGAAGUCAGGGAAAUGGGCUGUGGAUAGCUGGAAGACAAAGAAGGCUUUGCAGCUGCCCGAGUACCCUAACAAGGAGGAGUUGGAUUCGGUUCUCCGCACUAUUGAGAGCUUCCCGCCGAUCGUGUUCGCUGGUGAGGCGCGGCACCUCGAGGAGCGGCUCGCUGAGGCCGCUCUCGGCCGCGCGUUCCUCCUCCAGGGUGGCGACUGCGCUGAGAGCUUCAAGGAGUUCAACGCCAACAACAUCCGUGACACCUUCCGUAUCCUUCUUCAGAUGGGCGUCGUCCUCAUGUUCGGUGGCCAGGUGCCAGUCAUUAAGGUUGGGAGGAUGGCGGGGCAAUUCGCCAAACCAAGAUCGGAAGGUUUCGAAGAGAAGAACGGGGUGAAGCUGCCGAGCUAUCGAGGGGACAAUGUGAACGGGGACGCUUUCGAUGAGAAAUCGAGGAUUCCAGACCCUCAGAGGAUGAUCAGGGCGUAUUGCCAAGCGGCGGCCACGCUGAACCUCUUGCGGGCCUUCGCUACUGGUGGCUAUGCCGCUAUGCAGCGUGUGACGCAGUGGAAUCUCGAUUUCACGGACCACAGCGAGCAGGGUGACAGGUACAAGGAACUAGCACACCGUGUUGACGAGGCCUUGGGGUUCAUGGCCGCAGCUGGGUUGACUGUUGACCAUCCUAUCAUGACAACCACUGACUUCUGGACAUCACACGAGUGCCUUCUCCUUCCCUACGAGCAGUCUCUCACACGUGAGGACUCCACAACCGGUCUCUUCUAUGAUUGCUCCGCCCACAUGCUCUGGGUCGGUGAGCGCACUCGUCAGCUUGAUGGAGCCCACGUUGAGUUCCUCCGUGGCGUUGCCAAUCCUCUUGGAAUCAAGGUGAGUGAUAAGAUGGAUCCUAGAGAGUUGGUGAAGCUGAUUGAAAUCUUAAACCCAACUAACAAGCCUGGAAGGAUCACUAUAAUCGCCAGAAUGGGAGCUGAGAACAUGAGGGUCAAGUUGCCACACUUGAUCAGGGCUGUCCGUGGUUCAGGUCAGAUAGUCACCUGGGUCAGCGACCCCAUGCACGGCAACACCAUUAAGGCCCCAUGUGGUCUCAAGACUCGUCCUUUUGAUUCCAUUCUGGCGGAAGUAAGAGCAUUCUUUGAUGUGCAUGAGCAAGAAGGAAGCCAUCCAGGAGGUGUACACCUUGAAAUGACCGGCCAAAACGUCACUGAAUGCAUUGGAGGAUCACGUACUGUUACCUUCGAUGACCUCAGUUCCCGCUACCACACCCAUUGUGACCCCAGACUCAAUGCAUCCCAAUCCCUGGAGCUGGCUUUCAUCAUCGCUGAGCGUCUGAGAAAGAGAAGGAUUCGUUCACCCAGAACCGAUGACCUUCAAUCUUUGCCCCCUUUGGCUUUCUAAACUACUAUCCAACCUGAGCAUCCUUAUCUUAUCUCGGCUUUAUUAAUCUGAACUACUUCUUGUUCUUUUUUCCUUUUUUUUUUAAAAAAAAAAAUUUAAGUUACAUGUGGCUUGUAUUUUGUAUGUAAUGCAAGGGUGUAAUCUAUCUAUGUAUUACCUUUGUGUACUAUUUGUUUGGUUUCCCGGGCAGAGAAUAAAAGAAGAAAAAGAAAUAUUUCAAUUAUGCA